UUAACCUAAAAAUUGCCGUAUGGUUGUGAUAGGCUCUGACGUUUAACGUUUUAUUAUUGCAUCAGCAUAUUGUAAGUAAAGAUGGUUUUGGAUUUGGAUUUGUUCCGUACCGAUAAAGGUGGAAAUCCGGAUAAAAUCCGUGAAAAUCAGACGAAGCGUUUCAAAGAUGUUGGUCUGGUCAAUACCGUUAUAGACAAGGAUGCUCUCUGGAGGCAGCUCAGACACAAAGCAGAUCAGUGGAACAAGCUGAAGAAUGUGUGCAGCAAAGAAAUUGGUGACAAGAUGAAGAAGAAGGAACCUCAGGGAGAUGUAAAUGAAGCUGUACCAGAGUCUGUUGUUUCCCAAUUAGAAAAUUUAACUGGUGAUCUCAUGAAGCCUCUGACUGUUAACCAAAUAAAGAAAGUUCGUGUUUUAAUUGAUGAAGCAGUUAUUAAAAAUGAUAAUGACUUACUGCAAACUGAAAAGGAGAGGAAUGGAGCACUCCGGGAGGUUAGCAAUCAUCUGCAUGAGUCUGUCCCAGUCAGCAAUGAUGAGGAUGAGAACAAGGUUGAAAGAACUUUUGGUGAUUGUGAAAUGAGAAAGAAAUAUUCACAUGUUGAUCUUAUCCACAUGAUUGAUGGCAUGGAUGGUGAAAGAGGUGCUGUUGUAUCUGGUGGAAGAGGUUACUAUUUGACUGGUCCUGCAGUGUUCUUGGAAUAUGCAAUUAUCCAAUUGGCUCUUAGAACUUUGCACAAAAAGAGUUACAAGCCAUUAUACACUCCAUUCUUUAUGAGGAAAGAGAUUAUGCAAGAGGUAGCGCAAUUAUCACAAUUCGACGAGGAAUUAUAUAAAGUUGUCGGAAAAGGCAGUGAAAAGGCCGAUGAUAAGGAUGUCGAAGAGAAAUAUUUGAUCGCAACAUCCGAGCAACCGAUUGCCGCUUUCCAUCGCGAUGAAUGGAUUCCGGAAAAUACGUUGCCGAUUCGUUAUGCGGGUAUUUCAACUUGUUUUAGGCAAGAAGUCGGAUCUCACGGACGCGAUACUCGUGGUAUAUUCAGGGUGCAUCAAUUCGAAAAAGUGGAACAGUUCUGUUUAACAUCUCCGUUCGACAACAAGUCUUGGGAAAUGAUGGACGAGAUGAUCGGUAACGCCGAGAACUUUUACAAGGCCCUCGAAAUUCCAUACAGGAUCGUCAAUAUUGUGUCUGGAGCUUUGAACCAUGCCGCUUCCAAGAAACUGGAUCUCGAGGCUUGGUUCCCGGGAUCCGCAGCGUUCAGGGAACUGGUGUCCUGCAGUAACUGCUUGGAAUAUCAAGCGAGACGUCUUAUGGUUAGAUACGGACAGACGAAGAAGAUGAACGAAGCCACAAAUUACGUUCACAUGUUGAAUGCGACGAUGUGCGCCGCAACUCGCGUAAUUUGCGCAAUUCUUGAAGUUCACCAAACGGAAGAAGGCGUUAAGGUUCCUGCCGCUUUGAAGGAAUUCCUGCCGGAGGAAUACCAAAAUAUUAUUCCGUUUGUUAAGCCUGCCCCUAUUGAUGUCGAAGCUAAUUCUAAGAAGAGCAAGAAGCAAAAAGAGGGUAUGAAGAAGGCCAGCGCCGGCGGAGAAUAAUUUAGUUUCAAAUUAGUUUGAUCAUUGAUGGAACGCAUUUAUUUAUACUUUUUAUCGGUUCAUUCCAUGAAUCCACAUUUCUUUAUACAAGCGUAAUGCAGAAUAAUAAUAAAGUUUACACCGCCUAUUGUCGAAGUUCAAA
Molecule: messenger RNA, 1729 nt
Organism: Nicrophorus vespilloides
Lineage: Eukaryota; Metazoa; Arthropoda; Insecta; Coleoptera; Silphidae
Product: serine--tRNA ligase, cytoplasmic
Exons: 4
Coding region: 82-1587 (501 amino acids)
Biological process (GO): seryl-tRNA aminoacylation
Cellular component (GO): cytosol
Molecular function (GO): tRNA binding; serine-tRNA ligase activity; ATP binding
Source: RefSeq, a predicted model, not a curated record